AUGCAAUUGGAGCAGUUUUUAUCUCUAGCCGAAAAAAACCGAGAAACCCUAGUGCUAAAGCCGUUCGAAAUGUUUCAGGUGAAUGGACAAUGGGCGUUACCGGAUUUCGUCUGCGACUUCUACAUCGCCAUGGAUGUCACUUGCUCAACAUCUUCAAUAUUUAAUUUAGUAGCAAUUUCCAUAGAUAGGUACAUAGCAGUAACGAAACCGAUCAAGUACGCCAAGCACAAGAACAGCAGAAGAAUCUGGUUGACAAUAGCAAUAGUUUGGGGAAUAUCGGCGGCGAUUGGCUCCCCAAUAGUGUUAGGGCUGAACAACACCUCGGACCGGAUAUCUGACGCCUGUCUCUUCUUCAAUAGCGACUUUAUAAUCUUUUCCAGUUUAUCAUCGUUUUAUAUUCCCUGUAUAAUCAUGGUCUUCCUAUAUUAUAGCAUUUUUAAGGCACUUAAAACGCGGGCUAUGCAGCAGAGAGCGGUUAGAAAACCACUGCCUAGCGAAAUAAAAGCCGGAUCUGUGAUAGAGAACUUGGCUAAUACGAGGCGUUUGGCCGAGACCCAUCUGGGUCCCACACCCAUCGAAGAGCAAGCAACCAACACAGGGUCGGGAUCAGGCGACGAUGACGACGAGAUCUUGGAUGCCGAAUGUCAAGUUAUAUCUAACGAUCGAAGUACCGAAUUUAUUUUGGCCACUGUUGUUGAAGAAGCAGCGAUCGUUCGCCGUAAUGAUUCGCUCGAAUUCAACAACAAAAUAAUAUCUAGUGUAGUAGCCAGUUUAGCCACCCCAAACAACUUGGGCGACCCCAAUGGAAACAACGACUCUGGUUACGCGCACAGUCAAGCCGAAAGCAUAGCGCCGGACAGCCCACGACCCUUUGGGGGUCAUCGACUCCCCUCCAAGAGGAAUGGAGCCAUGGACAAUACGGAACUGAGGUAA
Messenger RNA from Dendroctonus ponderosae (mountain pine beetle), 933 nucleotides. Its product is annotated as dopamine D2-like receptor. Gene Ontology annotation, molecular function: G protein-coupled receptor activity; dopamine neurotransmitter receptor activity, coupled via Gi/Go. The record is from RefSeq and is a predicted model, not a curated record. The coding region runs from base 1 to 933 and encodes 310 amino acids. Gene Ontology annotation, cellular component: membrane. Gene Ontology annotation, biological process: adenylate cyclase-activating adrenergic receptor signaling pathway. NCBI's taxonomy places the organism in Eukaryota, Metazoa, Arthropoda, Insecta, Coleoptera, Curculionidae. The transcript has 6 exons.